UUACCCGGGGUAACAGCAGAGGCGCUUUACGGCGACGGCGGCUGAGUGUGAGCCUUGGCGGCGGAGGCGGCCGCGGCGGCGAAGGAGGCGGCGGCGGCGGCUGAGGAGAAAGAGGAGUGCCGGCAGUGGCGGCGGGGACCUGUGCCGGGAUGGCGGAGGUACCGCCUGGGCCUAGCAGCCUCCUCCCACCCCCGGCACCUCCGGCCUCGGCGGUGGCUGAGCCCCGCUGUCCCUUCCCGGCGGGGGCCGCCCUCGCCUGCUGCAGCGAGGACGAGGAGGACGACGAGGAGCACGAAGGCGGCGGCGGCAGGAGUCCGGCGGGCGGCGAGGCGACGGUGGCGGCCAAGGGGCAUCCGUGCCUCCGGUGCCCUCAGCCGCCGCAGGAGCAGCAGCAGCUCAACGGAUUGAUUAGCCCCGAACUGCGGCACCUCCGGGCGGCCGCCUCUCUCAAGAGCAAGGUUUUAAGCGCGGCUGAGGCGACCACGGCCACCCCAGACGGGGGCCCCAGAGCGACUGCAACAAAAGGAGCCGGGGUACGCUCGGGCGAGAGCCCCCCUCACUGCCUCCCCAGCAUUGCAAGAACUGCGCUCCCCAGCCCCGCAGAGGCAGCGUCGGCGAGCGGUCCCGCGGCGGCCCGCAAUGGACUGGCGGAGGGCACCGAGCAGGAGGAGGAGGAAGACGAGCAGGUGCGGCUGCUGUCUUCAUCCCUGACCGCCGGCUGCAGUUUAAGAAGCCCCUCAGGCAGGGAGGUUGAGCCUGGGGAGGAUCGGACGAUACGUUAUGUCCGAUAUGAAUCCGAGCUACAAAUGCCCGAUAUCAUGAGACUGAUCACCAAAGAUCUGUCUGAACCCUACUCCAUUUAUACCUAUAGAUAUUUUAUCCACAACUGGCCACAGCUGUGUUUCUUGGCCAUGGUAGGGGAAGAGUGUGUAGGUGCCAUCGUUUGCAAGUUGGAUAUGCACAAAAAGAUGUUCCGCAGAGGUUAUAUAGCCAUGUUAGCCGUGGAUUCCAAAUACAGGAGAAAUGGCAUUGGUACUAACUUGGUUAAAAAAGCUAUAUAUGCCAUGGUUGAAGGAGACUGUGAUGAGGUUGUUUUGGAAACAGAAAUAACGAAUAAGUCUGCUUUGAAACUUUAUGAAAAUCUUGGUUUUGUUCGAGAUAAGAGGCUUUUCAGAUACUAUUUAAAUGGAGUUGAUGCACUGCGACUUAAAUUGUGGCUGCGUUGAGAAACUGACAUCAAGGAACAACUUUCCAACCACACGGAAUCGACCUUUGCAUGCAAUGCAAUUUGUACAGAAUUGCUUUGCCAGGUGGAUUUAGUAAUUUCCAUGCAGUUCUUAUCUGUCAGUGUCUCAUUGAGUGUCGCACAAUAUUUGUUGCACUUUGGCAUGGCGCAUUUGUUCUGAAUUAAAAGAGAUUGUUUUAAAUUUAAAGAGUUUUUUUGGUACCAACAAGAUGUGCCAGUUGAUAGCCAAGAUUUGUUUGUUGAUUUACAGUCUGCUGACAAUGUUAUUUACACAGUGAUCAAUUUACCACAGAACCAGUAAGUGGAACAUGAUUUUUGUUCCUUAAAAAAAAGCCAAUGUAGAUUGUAAAAAUUUAAGUAUACUAACAUUUCACAUGAAACCUGCCAUAGUUUUUUGAAGGGGGUGGGGGGAAAAGCUUCAAUUUUAGGUUUUAUUUUUUCAAUAUUAAAUUUUCCAUUCUUGAAUAUUGGUACCUCAGUGAUUAGUGAAUGAAAAAAUUUUAGGAUUGGUUGUGUCUUACAAUGAGUAAAGAUAACAAUUAAAUUGCGUCUGCCAGUGCCUGUGUAGAUAAGUAUAUUUGUCUUCAUCUCUAGUUUUUUAAUGCAUGCUACCUUUUCCUUUUCUUUUUUUAAGGCCUUUGCAAGCAAACUUGUGGGUUUUUUUUUUUUUAAUUUAAAUUCUAAAUUUGAUAAUAAAUUAUUUCAGAUUUUUAUAAUUUGGAUACUUUUUCCAGGUGAGUGACAGAGUGGUUUACUUUACAGUAAGAAGUUGAAUCUACUCGGAAAGUCUUUGAAAAAUGGCUCCAAAGGGGAUGAGAAAAGUUGAUGGAGCCGGUAAUUGCUGGGUUUUGGAUGCACUUUUUUUUUGAGAGUGAGGGAAUAUUUGGAAAAGAAUAGAAAAUUAAUGUAAACUGAUAUGAUUUUAUUUAAUCAAAAUUAUUGCUAAGCUGUGAAGAACAGCUUUUACAAUGUAGUUGGAACUUUUUUCCCACUUGAUUAGGAUUCACAUUGCUUUCAUUUCCUAAAAUGUUUCACUUUUGGUUCUUGGUCUUGGAAAUAAAUUUUAAGGUGCAUUGUAUCAAUUUAAACUGAUUUUAUUUCCACUUAUUUGAGCAAACACUUGGGGGAGCUUUGUUUAGUUCCUAGAAAAACAGCAGGGAGAAAUGGAAACUUUUUUUGGAAUGAGUUCUUAUGGAUUUUCAAUAGCCAUCACCAUGUUCAUUAGUUACAUCGUGUUUUGGCCAGUCUGUGCACUGUAACAAAAUUAAAGUUAAUUGCUUUCCAUUGAAUCAGGAAAUCUGUGAUGGAUAAUUUAUUUAACUGGAAAACCUAGGAACCCAUGAAAAAAAAAAGAUUCAUUCUCUGUGAAAAAUGUUUUAUAGGAACCUAUGUUUUCUUUCAUUUGGCUAUGCUUUACUUCUGCUCUAGGAUUUGGUUUGAAUUUUAUUUUAUGACUAUGAUUACUGUAUUUUUUUAAACCCUACCUCCAUUAACAGUUGGUAAAAGCCCCCUUUCAGGAAAGUUUGUUGUCCUUUUUUUUUAUUUUUAAAGGAAAGCUGCUCUUUGCUCAGUGUAAUGUCUUGAAAGUGAACACGGUAACAAAUACUUUUAAAAUAAAGAUACACAGAUUUGGUGAAAUAAAAUCUUUCUGCUGGUGGGAUCAUUUAUAGUUCCUUAUUAUUAAAGAAAACUUUUUCCAUUUUAUAUUGCUCUUGAAAACUUAAUGGGCAGAAUACUGGUUACAUUAAAAAUAUGACUGCACAAUACUCAGCUUUUCAGCUAGCCAUUUUGAGUAUGUUUUUGGUCAAACUUCAUUUGGGCUCUAGGACUUAGAGGAUUGCCAAUCAUUCUGAUGCUUCUGUCAUUUUUUAAUAUGGAGGAAACAACUAAAACAGUGCAGUGCUUAACAUAAUCAGAUUUUCUCUCACCACUUUAUAUUUGACUUGCUGGUUCAUAGGUAAUGGUUGUUGAUGUACAUACAUUUGCUUGACUCACUAAUGGGGACAGUUCUAAAGUAGAUACAUGCUGGGUUUUCAGUUCAACCAUUAUAUUUUUGACAGGUUGUCAAUGAAACCAUCACUGUUGACCUUUUCCCUCAGAAUUGACCAAGCUUUGCCAAAUUGACUGGAUGUUUAUAAAUAUGACCAUAGCCAUGUGACUAAAAAGACAUAUGGUUGCCAUAUUGGUGGUUUAUGUUGAAUAACUGUCUACUUUAUGUCUUUAAUUGGGUAUGCAAAAAUUGUUCACUUAAGUAGACUAAAAUUUUAACCUCUAGGAUGAUAACCCAGCACCAGAACUAAGUCUCUAUUCCAGUUGAAAGAGCAUUAAUUUACUUUUUGAUAUCGGGCUUUUAUUUUUCCCACAUAAUCUUAAAACAAUUCCAUUUAAAAUUGAUAAGAGUGAGUUCACUUGGCUAAAACUGAGCAAAAUUGGUGCAACUUUCUUUUGAAGGGGUGCUGCCUCUUUAAGACUGACUGUGCUAUCCACUGACACUGGUUUGGCAGUUGAUACUGCUGAACAUUUUUUAUACAUGCUACCAUGAAGCUAUGUAUGUUAGUAUUGAAGAAGCUAACGGGUAUACUACCAUUUUUGAUGUGUGGACUGAUUAUAAUUCUUCUUAUGUUAAAAUAAAACUAAAGAGAAAUCCACAGAUCAGAAACCAGAGAGUAGUUUUUGAAGUUGAAGCCAGCAAAAUUAAAAAAAGAAAGAAAAAAAUUACUAUUAAAAAUUUGGUUUUAGUAUUUUCUGCCUCUUCCCCAAAUUACCCUCUCCACUUGCUUGACAAAUCUGUGUAAAGGAGUUUGUUUGUCACAUGUUUUAACUUUACCUUGCCCUGUCUUAUGGUAUUGGCUGACAUGUAUAAGACUGGAUGUGUAUAUUAUGGUGUCUAAAAAUCAUGAAAUUCAUCACUUUUCAGGAGCAUAGAUAAAAGCAAAUUGGUAGUGCAUCAGUUAUUUUUCAGUGCACCGUGACAUCACUAAAAUUGAGUGCUAAAAUGUUACAGGGCUUUCAGGUUUGUAAAAACAUAACCAUAAAUUAUAUUGACGUCAGAUAUGAGUUUGAGUAUCUAUAAAAUAUCACGUGUAUCUCAAAAUAUUGGACUGCUAUUUGAUGACUGGAUAUUGCUGCAUAAUUUUCUUCUAUUGUCCCGUAUCCUUUUGGAGAGAGAGAUUUAAUGGGAUUUGAAAUGUGCAAGCUGUCUAAAUAAGAUGCAGUCAAAUAAAGUAUGGUUACGUUGUGUUUGCAUUUUUCUUUUAGAUCCAGCUGUGUGCAUUUUAUGAUUGAGUUGUUUUACUUACUUAGAAAAAACCUCAAGCAAUCGAAUCUGUUCCCCACUUCCUGCCUCCCAUUUCAGUUAUUUGGAAGAAGUGACAUACAGUUGUUAUCUCCACUUUGUGUUCUAACAAAGUAAAUUAGAAAAUAACAUGAACUUUAAGUUUCCUAAAAGUAUUCAAAGUUAGUCAACGCAUAUACCAGAUAUCAAUACAAGUGAGUAUAUUAAACCAAAAACUGUUUUUAUGUCCUUGUUUCAUAGCCGUUUAUUUCUAAGGCAGUUUUUAUUUCAAAAUUUCUGAUUUUUGUUUGUACUUAAGUAAUUUUUUUUACCCUUACCAAGACACCAAAAUAAAAUAGAACAUUAUAUAAAGGGCCUUUUGCCCCAUUCUUGUGAGAAGCUUUAAAUGGUGUUUAUGUAUGUUUUCAUUAUCAGGAUUUAUGGACAUUAGUGGAAAAGAUCUGUUUUGAUCAUGACUGCUAAAUUUUAUCAUGCAUACCAAAUCUUCAAUUUUUUCUUUUAUAGUCAUGUUUUGAAAAUAUCUGAGUUCGUGUUUUACUUGGGCCUUAUGUGGCACUUUAAAUACUUCAUACAUUGUCUAAAUAAGGACCAGAAAGUUGAUACUGUUCUUUCACACCUAUGAACAGAGGUCAGUAUUAACCUGUUGCCCAGAAAUAUAGUGAUACUUUUAAACAACUUUUAAAACAGUUUGAAAAGUCUCAGAAGCAUAUGGCACACUGCACUUUCUUCAGAUCGACGCUGUCUAAUAGCACUUUUUAUGGCGAUGUGAAUGUUCUUUGUGUUCUCCAAUAUGCUAGCCUCCAGUAACGUAGCUACUGAGCCCCUAAACAGUGGCUAGCAUGAAGAACUGAAUUUUUUAUUUUAAUUAAUUGGAAUUGAAAUAGCUACAUGUCACUAGUGGCUACUGUAUUGUAUAGCAUAGCUUUAGAUAAUAUUUAAGCAGUAAAAGCUGAGGAAAGCAUGUUUUGAAUAUGAUUUUUAAGACCAUACUGUUGAAAUACGAAACACAAGGAUCAUGGUUAAAAAUCGCCUCUGAGCAAAAGAGUAUAGCUGCACUAUUUAUGCUGACAGUCUAUUUCAUUAAUACAGUAUCUGACUGACACCACCUCUCUCCCUGGCUCUGUUAUGUAGUACUUCUGAGGAAAGUAGCCUUUUCCAGUUUUUAUUAUUUGUAAGUUCUUUGAGUUGCAGAGAUGCACAGAUUCAAGUGCCAAAAGUUGGUUUCUGUUGAGACUGUCAUAUCUUCAGCAUUAAAAUAUAUUACAUAGUUAGACAUAGUAAUUUCUUAUUUUAAGAUGAAUUGAAAUCUUUUCACCUCUGAGGUUGGUUUCUCAUUACUAGUGGUUAUACUAGAAUAUGGAAGAAUACCAUAUUUAUACUUAUUUUUUAAAUCCUGGAAGAUUGAUCAUGUGGAUGCAAAGGCAAAUGUUUUUGUUUCUGAGAGAACCAGGUUAAUUUUAUUUUGUUCUCUGGCCAUGGUGUGUCACCUUUGAUUCUAGCCGGUCAUCUAGUGAAUGGUACAUCAAAAGCACAGGAGUGUGGGGAUGGGAGUGCCAGACUUGGUACAGCCUGCUAGCACAGCUGGUGAAAGAACUCACACACAGCACAAGUUCUGUUGAGAUCAAUCAGUAUUUAAUCUGCAUAUGAAAAAGACCAAGGAAUGACCGACCACCCAAGUGCCAAAAUCUAUCUUUAAAAAAUGUAAACGGUGCAUGCAGGGGUUAUAAUGUAAGGUUUUUAAAGUGCUAAGAAAUAAGCUCAUUUUUAGUUAUGGAUUUUCAUGACUACCUCUUUGCUGUAUGACUAUUCUCAAUUUUCUAAUACCUCAAUUUCCUGAGAAUCUGUAUGUAUGUUUUUGUAAAUAAAACACCAUAUGCUAGGGGAAGGACCUGGCUUUUAAA
Miniopterus natalensis is the source of this 6442-nucleotide messenger RNA. RefSeq names its product N-alpha-acetyltransferase 30, NatC catalytic subunit (gene NAA30). Gene Ontology annotation, molecular function: protein-N-terminal amino-acid acetyltransferase activity. Lineage: Eukaryota; Metazoa; Chordata; Mammalia; Chiroptera; Miniopteridae. The record is from RefSeq and is a predicted model, not a curated record. Gene Ontology annotation, biological process: N-terminal peptidyl-methionine acetylation. Gene Ontology annotation, cellular component: NatC complex.